Molecule: messenger RNA, 3678 nt
Organism: Parasteatoda tepidariorum (common house spider)
Lineage: Eukaryota; Metazoa; Arthropoda; Arachnida; Araneae; Theridiidae
Product: mitogen-activated protein kinase dJNK
Biological process (GO): protein phosphorylation
Molecular function (GO): ATP binding; MAP kinase activity
Source: RefSeq, a predicted model, not a curated record
UUUCGCUUUUCUUUUUACUUUUUUUUUUUACGUAAACUGGGAUAAAUUCUGCUCAUGGCGUUCAGGUGAAGAGAUGCUGAAUGUUUUGGAACAGUAAUCAAAUAUUAAGCUUCAACUGUUUAAUAAAAUCGUGCCCACUUCAUGGGUAAUAAUAUCUUUUAAUUAAAUUAUUAUGUUUUGACUCCCUUUUUAAUGCUUUCAAAUUCCCGAUCAAGUUGUGAAACCAUUCUAUUUAAUCUACAAUGUAACUUUUACAAUUCGAUCUGUGAAUUCUUGUGUGCAACUUGAGGAAUGCGAAGAAGAUAAGUGCUGAUGAACUUCUGUUGUAUAUUUCCACCAUGAGCAAACUGCCCUCUGUAUUUUACACCGUUGAAGUGGGUGAUACGAAAUUUACAAUCCUAAAGCGUUACCAGAAUCUGAAACCCAUAGGAUCUGGUGCGCAAGGGAUUGUAUGUGCUGCUUUUGAUACUGUAACGGAACAGAAUGUCGCUAUUAAAAAACUUAGUCGACCUUUUCAAAAUGUUACUCACGCAAAGAGGGCGUAUAGAGAAUUCAAACUUAUGAAAUUAGUGAAUCAUAAAAAUAUAAUUGGUCUUCUGAAUGCAUUUACACCUCAAAAAACUAUGGAGGAAUUUCAAGACGUUUAUCUUGUUAUGGAACUGAUGGAUGCCAAUUUGUGCCAAGUUAUACAAAUGGAUCUAGAUCAUGAAAGAAUGUCUUAUUUGCUCUAUCAAAUGCUUUGUGGAAUCAAACAUCUACAUUCAGCUGGAAUUAUACACAGAGAUUUGAAGCCGAGCAAUAUUGUAGUGAAAGCAGAUUGCACCCUUAAGAUUCUUGAUUUUGGUUUAGCUAGAACAGCUGGGACCACUUUCAUGAUGACGCCCUAUGUUGUGACCAGGUAUUACAGAGCUCCUGAAGUCAUUUUGGGAAUGGGUUAUAAGGAAAAUGUGGAUAUCUGGUCAGUGGGAUGCAUUAUGGGUGAAAUGAUUAGAGGCACUGUUUUAUUCCCUGGAACUGAUCAUAUCGAUCAGUGGAAUAAAAUAAUUGAGCAGCUUGGGACUCCCUCAUCAGAAUUCAUGAAACGCUUGCAACCGACCGUACGGAAUUAUGUAGAAAAUAGGCCUAAAUAUGCCGGCUAUUCAUUUGAAAGACUAUUUCCUGAUGUUUUAUUUCCUGCCGAUAGCUCAGAACAUAAUAGGCUUAAAGCAAGCCAAGCUCGGGAUUUACUAUCAAAAAUGCUCGUCAUAGACCCGGAAAGGAGGAUCUCUGUUGAAGAUGCUCUUCUGCACCCUUACAUUAAUGUAUGGUACGAAGAGAGUGAAGUGAAUGCUCCUGCACCUGGGCCAUAUGACCAUUCUGUUGAUGAAAGAGAGCAUACUGUUGAGCAGUGGAAAGAACUAAUAUACCAUGAAGUAUUGGAAUAUGAGCAGACUCACAAUACACUAGGAUUAGGCCGUCCAAUUACUGCUCACCACAAUUCUCAGCCUGAUGGUGCAAUAGAUGAAGAUUGUCCAGAUGAAUCUGAUCAAGCAGCCUCUAAUGGACCUGCAAAUCCAUAUGGUCAUCGUAGAUAGACACACUUCUUUCCUUUUGUCUUAGUCUAUGACUGCCACGCCCACCGUAUGUAGGGUUCUGUACAAACUAGUCGCCAGUGGACGAUACUCCGUCUUUGAUCCUGCCAGAAGCGUCGGCCGUUUGCUAAGACGGACGUUCAAUUUCCCAAGUCAUUUAGCAAGGACUUUCUUUACUGGAAAACGUGUUAUGUCGACACUUAAACAACUUAACUUGUGAUGGUUCUGCAAGUCAGAGUACACAUUUGUAUAUUUCGUUAUUAGUAUAGUCCCUCUAAAUAAGCUCUCAAUAGUAUUUUGACACCUUUAAUAUUAAGAUAAGUAUGGAGGUACAUUUUGCUUUUUCAACUAUUUUGAUGACUGGAGAAAAUUUUGAAAAAUACGAUGUCUUUAUAUUAACACCAUUCGUGUAAAACUAAUUUUUUACUGCUCUUUAAACAGGGUUGGCAUGAUUUAUAUAAAUGUUUCUUUUUUUAGAACAUCAUUAGUUUAAAUAAACUUUUUUUUUUUUUGCAUCAAUUUAAGACAAAAACAUUUUCCCCCACCAAUAUAAUAUAUGGGUUUAUUUUUAAGAUGGAAGUCUUAAUUUUAUUGAUUAUGAUGGUUUUAUCCAGAGAAAUAUUUAAAACAGUAAUGUAUUGUAAAUUAUUAUCUGAUGUUAAAAAUAGAACAAUAAGUAAACUGAUAAAUCUAAAUAAAAAUGGCAAGAAACUUUGAAAUUAUAUAUUCCAUUGUCUGUGUAUCAAACAAUUUGCUUUUAGUAAGCAUAUUUCAAUCUAUUAAAUCUAAAUAGGUAUGUAUUUAGAUUUAAUUAAUUUAAAUACAAGUAUUUUUUAAAUUUAUAAAGUAUAUUAUUAGUGUAUCUAAAUAAUAAAUUUAAUUAGGUACUAUUCAUGAGGGUGCUGAGCUUGAAUAAAAAUUAUGAUUUUAUUCAGUGGUUAAUUUAUAGUAAUUAAAUAAUAAUUUAAAAAAUUUUAGUUGAAAACAUUAUAUUUUUUAGCUGUAAAAUUUUUUAUGAAUAAUAUUAAAUAAUUAUACUUUUUUUAGAGGUAAGAGUUAUCUUUCUUUGCCUUAGAAAACUAAAAAAUUCAAGAAAAUAUGAUGAAAAAAAAAGUUUUUUUUUAAACAGAAAGUAUGAUAUUUACCAACCUUGUUUUUGAAUAAUAUGUUUGUUUUAAUAAGCAUUUGGCAUAAAAUUGUUUUCUCUUAAAAAGAAUUUGUUUUCAAUGACUUGUUCUUCAAUAAAAUCCACCUUUUUAAUGUUCCAGUUAUUUAAAAAAUAAUUUUUGUUUAAUUUUCUUACUCUCUUUAAACUUUACUUGGUUCUAAAAUAUAAAUUGUCAGUUUUAAAAUGGAUCAAAAUAUUGAAAGGGUAGGUGUAUCACCCAUGUUAAACUUUUGAAAAAUUAAAAUACUAUUGAGUGUUAUUGUAGUUUUGAAAACCUUCAUCUGACGGGAUUUGUAUACUAAUUGCGAAAUACGGUUAUGAUUUGUAGAAGACAUGUCAAAAGAAUGAUUCGACUGUGGCUGAGUUCAGUGAAAAAAAAAAAAAAAACAAACAGAAAAAAAAAGCUGUAUUUGGCUUGUCUUUUUUAUAUGCAUUAAUUUAGCAGGUCUAAAGCUAAAUGAAUGCUGUGUUUUACUUUUGAAAAAUAUUUAUUUUGUUGUGUUUGUUUUCUAAGAUGAAGUCAGUAUGGUAAGUGUGAAAUGUGUGAUUCAGUAUUGGUUCAAAAUACACUAUUCAUUUAAGAGGAAUUAACUAAAACCUGUAUUACUCAUGACUAUUUUUUUUUUAGAAAAAUAAUUUAAAUUUUAUCAUGAUACCUUUUAAAAACGAAAAUUAUACUGAAGCUUUGCAUUGUGUGGCAGCUGACUCCUUUUUUUAAAAAAAAAAAAUUUUCAUUUUAAAAAAUUUGUUUUUAACUGCCUGUUUGUAGUCAUCAGUAAUGUAUUGCACUUAAAUUGUAAUAUUGAAUGCUUUUUCCCUGAAUAAUCUCCCUUUCUUUAUAAUUGCCGUAAUUUUACAAAUAAAAAUUUGUUAUUCUGAUAUUGUUUUAUUAGUGUGUACAUAUGUAAUCAGAAUAUGAUUAAAAAAGUUUUUUUAUAA